CACUACAAGCCUUUAUUCGUCAUUUCAUUUUCUGUUUUCUUCGUCAUUCUUCUUUCCCUCUCUCUUUCUUUCUUUCUUCCUUCCCCCAAAUCGUAUCAAACCCUAGAAAUUCAUCUUCCAAAAUCUGACACAUUUCGUCACCAGAACCCUAAAUUUCCUCAUCAAAACCUCACUCCCCAAAUCAAAUACCUCAAUUAGUACCUCAAUUUGCCGAAUCGAUCUCAAUCCCUUCAUUUUUUUUUCUCAUUUUUCUCGAUCGGCGAAUUUUUCGCGAUUGAAUUAAAAAAGAUCCCAGAUUCCGUUACAGUGGCUUUCGCAUGGGUAAGAUUCUCCGAGAAACCGCGAAACCAUCUUCAAGUUCAUGGUCUCCAUCUUCUUCAUCGGAACCGGCGACAACCUCGUCGACUUCGAUAACGGAGACAGUGAAAGGCUCUCAUCAGUUCAAGAUCAAGGGGUACUCGCUUUCGAAAGGGAUCGGGAUUGGGAAAUACAUAGCGUCGGAUAUAUUCUCGGUUGGUGGCUAUGAUUGGGCGAUUUAUUUUUACCCUGAUGGAAAGAGUGUUGAAGAUAAUGCUACCUAUGUUUCUCUCUUCAUUGCUCUUGCAAGCGAUGGAACCGAUGUUAGGGCUCUUUUUGAGUUGACUCUUUUGGAUCAGAGUGGGAAAGAGAGGCAUAAGGUUCAUAGCCAUUUUGAAAGAACUCUUGAAAGUGGACCUUAUACCUUAAAAUACCGCGGUAGUAUGUGGGGUUACAAGAGGUUUUUUAAGAGAACAGCCUUAGAGACAUCGGACUACCUAAAAGAUGACUGCCUAUCUGUAAAUUGUAGUGUUGGUGUUGUGAGGUCACAUACGGAGGGCCCGAAGAUAUAUUCCAUUGCAAUACCACCUUCUAACAUUGGUCACCAAUUUGGUCAACUGCUGGAAAGUGGUAAAGGAAGUGAUGUGAGUUUUGAAGUGGAUGGGGAAGUUUUCACUGCUCAUAAAUUGGUGCUAGCAGCUCGUUCUCCUGUUUUCAGAGCCCAGCUUUUUGGUCCUAUGAAAGAUCACAAUACCAAGUGUAUUAAAGUUGAAGACAUGGAGGCUCCUGUUUUUAAGGCAUUGCUUCAUUUUAUGUACUGGGACUCACUGCCUGAUAUGCAAGAGCUUACUGGAAUGAACACAAAAUGGGCAACAACCUUGAUGGCCCAACAUCUUCUAGCGGCUGCUGAUCGGUAUGCCUUAGAGAGGCUCAGGCUAAUCUGUGAAGCGGGUCUAUGUGAAGAUGUUGCCAUAAAUACCGUGGCUACAACUUUAGCCCUGGCAGAGCAGCACCACUGUUUCCAGCUGAAAGCAGUCUGUCUCAAGUUUAUUGCUACCUCCGAAAAUCUCAGAGCUGUGAUGCAAACUGAUGGGUUUGAGUACUUGAAGGAAAGUUGCCCAUCUGUACUGACUGAGCUAUUGGAGUACGUGGCUAGAUUUACUGAGCAUUCAGACUUUAUGUGCAAGCAUAGGAAUGAAGCAAUACUUGAUGGCAGCGACGUAAAUGGUAGGCGUGUGAAGCAAAGGCUUUAGUGUGGAGUGACCAUUGAGCAGCUUUCUGUACAACCUUCUUCCACUCUCCUUUUUAAAUGUUAGCCGGAGCCAUAGUUAGAGGGAGGAUGAUGAUCGUUUGUAGGAUUAGAGGCAAGUUUUAAUCUUCUUAGCAUAUUCAUGUGUAAGAGAUGUAAAUGUAAUUUGUGUUGGUGCUGUUAUUGUUCUAAUAGGUUUCUGUGAUAUUCAGUAUUACUUUUAUUUGGAUUUGGAUAAAAACAUUUGUUUGAAAUCACUGCUCCUCUUGUUUUUGUUUUCUUUUAUUUUGGACAUUGUGUAUGUUUCUUCAUUAUAUCAGCGCAAAUUAUCUUGAAAUA
Trifolium pratense (red clover) is the source of this 1885-nucleotide messenger RNA. Its product is annotated as BTB/POZ and MATH domain-containing protein 2-like. Lineage: Eukaryota; Viridiplantae; Streptophyta; Magnoliopsida; Fabales; Fabaceae. The record is from RefSeq and is a predicted model, not a curated record. Gene Ontology annotation, molecular function: protein binding. The transcript is spliced from 4 exons. Gene Ontology annotation, biological process: protein ubiquitination. The coding region runs from base 318 to 1550 and encodes 410 amino acids.